Iphiclides podalirius (scarce swallowtail) is the source of this 279-nucleotide messenger RNA. The record is from the annotation of a GenBank genome assembly. Lineage: Eukaryota; Metazoa; Arthropoda; Insecta; Lepidoptera; Papilionidae.
AUGGCUAAGUCGCGUAAAACUCCAUCAAAGGACCGCGCACUGCACUCGCACAUCGCUACGCGCACGUACCGCGGCGCUCGUAGCACACCGCUGACGUUCGCGACAGGUCCGUCCGCUGCGGCGGCCGCGCGCACACUGACUGAGUCCGCAGUCCGCACACCGCCGAGAGCCGUGAGCGGCUCGCGAGGGCGGGCGCCGUGGCCGGACGCCGCUCACCUGCUCACAAAGUGCUCAUGUGCCGAUAUAUCACGCGUGCUACGCCGUAGUCAUCUGGGCGAG